CGAUUUCUCCAGAUCCGCUGUCUGUCGACGGCCAUGGCGGAAGAGGCCGGCGGCGCGCCCCAGCUCCCCGAGGAGCUCAUCAUCUGGGAGAUCCUGACGCGCCUGCCCGUGAAGCCCGUUCUCCGGUGCCGCGCCGUCUGCCGCUCCUGGCGCCGCUGCCUCACCUCCGACGCCAAGUUCCUCCGCGCCCACCACAGCCGCCAGCCCUCGCUCCCGCUCGUCACCACCCAAGAAGGCCAGGAGAAAAGGAUCGACGCCAUGGACCACCGCGCCGGCGAGCGUCGCCCCGUCGCGCGAACCACCGCCACCGCCACCGCCGAGGACCUAGACGUGCUCGCCUCCUGCGACGGCCUCCUCGUCCUCAUCGCCCAUGGCGGCCUCUACAUCUGCAACCCAGCGACUCGCCAGCUCGCGCCCCUCCCGCUGCUCUCCCGCGUCAACUGCAUCGCCGGGCUGUACCCUCACCGCCCGUCCGGGUCGUACAGAGUGCUCUGCUGCGUGGAGACUGACGGCCGCGCCGUCUACCACGUGCACGCCCUCGGGUCCUGCGAGCUCAGGUGCGUCGGGGAGCCGCCGGAGCCGUGGGCGUCCGGGGACGUGGUGACGAUGAUGCCCAUGAUGGAGUUCCUUAACCCGCACGUCCUGGCGGGCGGCAGGAUUUACUGGCACCCGCUGAAGCUUCCUGUUAAAGGCAGCGGCAAGGUCAACAACAUGCUGGUGUUCGACACCAUCGCCGAGUCCUUCCGGCACGUCAUGUCGCCUGUCGAUGGCGCUUGUAUCGAGCUGUUUGAGACAACUAAUGCUACUCUCGGAUUGUACGACUACAACGGCGCCACGGCUGAUCUCUGGGUGCUGCAGGAUUACGAGCGAUGGGUCUGGUCGCUCAAGCACCGGAUCAAAUUGCAGAUGAUGCCCUUCUUUCUGCUACCAGACACCAACAGUGAUAUGAUCGUGCUUUCUGAGAAGGGGGAAAACACAGGACUUCGAUGGCAAUACCUGCAGAACAUUUCUGGUAUAGACGGCAGCUCGCCGACACGGUACGAGUGGAACGUUUUCCUCAAGCUUGAGAAGCUUAGGUUCAAACAGAGUCUUGUUCGGCAUCCCUUCUUUUCCAUGGAAGACAACAAUGAUGGUGCCGUGGAUGAAAAACCUUUGUUCGAGGGGUUGUCAACUGUGAAGGUUGAUCUUGAUGAUGAUUAUGAACCCCACACUGAGGAAUCCAUGGUGCCCAAGUCUGCUGCAGGAGCGAGUCACCCGUGAUGAUUUCGAAUUUUCAAUAAUGUUUAGUACUACUUGUUUUCUAUGCAUGUUGUAGUAGGGCCCAAAUUAUUGUUCAGUAAGCAAUAAAAGUAUAGGUUAUGCAAGCGGAAACCAUGUCUCAUGUUUUAGGUGUUUGUUUUCGCACUUCAUAUCGGUCAUGAACAGAUGAUGCUGAAUAAAGUGAAUGUGUUAUGCCUUUUUUUA
Molecule: messenger RNA, 1464 nt
Organism: Lolium perenne
Lineage: Eukaryota; Viridiplantae; Streptophyta; Magnoliopsida; Poales; Poaceae
Molecular function (GO): protein binding
Source: RefSeq, a predicted model, not a curated record